AUUAUGAGUUCCCGUAUCUUCCACAAUGACAGAUAGCGAGUUGUUGAACGGAUUGAAAGAUACCGAACAAGACACCAAGCAGAGUGAUGGCGCAUGCGCAAGUUUAGCCUUCAUGAAAACUGAUGACGUCAAAAACAGUGUAACCAGACAGCUUGUUCAUGGCGUUUUUGAAAGAGACAAGGAAAUUAAACGAUUGAUAUCAAUAAUUCACAGUCCAGACCAGGAUCGGAAAAAAGUUGAAGAAGCUCGUGGUAUCGUUGCAUUGAAAACUAAGGAAUUGAAGCAACUGCAGACUCAAUUGAGAGAGGCUGAGAAGAUACUGGACCAAUCACUGUAUGAAGCGAAGGAAAAGUUGAAAGCAAUAAAAAAGGCAAACAAAGGCAUUAUAUCAUCUGAAGAACUGAUUGCUUAUGGUCAUAAGCUCAGUAUGGCAAAUGUCAUCUCUCCUCCAGUUGGCUGGCUGCCUGGUGAUGGUCGACGUCCAUAUCCUACUGACGUUGACAUGAGACGUGGCAUUCUUGCGAGAACCAACAGAGACAUAUCGAUAGACAGAGUGUCCGAUUUAUCAAAGCCUGAUGUUGCCAUGGAAACCAAUCAACAGACGAUGGAAUCUGAGCCAUCGGUGUGGAAGGCACCUCCUGAGUUGGACUCACUAACAGGAAAGACAUUUGACUCAUUCAGCACUAAUGUCACCAAUGAUGUCUCUCCAUCCGCAGUCGGUCUUGCAAAUGGACAGGAAAACUCACCCGAAGGCGAUGAUUCAGAUUCAGCAUCAGACUCAUCGCCGUCGUCGUCAUCCAGCGACGACUAACCAAAAAACGUGAUUUCCUUUAUUUCUUGUGUAAUACAAAUACUAACAUACAUCAUACAACAUCAUACAAAUGAAGUCUCAUACAUAAUAUCCUUCAAUUAUUACUAGUUGAUAUUAAUAAUUACAA
Messenger RNA from Corticium candelabrum, 938 nucleotides. RefSeq names its product mediator of RNA polymerase II transcription subunit 4-like. The coding region runs from base 26 to 811 and encodes 261 amino acids. Gene Ontology annotation, cellular component: core mediator complex; mediator complex. Gene Ontology annotation, molecular function: transcription coregulator activity. Gene Ontology annotation, biological process: regulation of transcription by RNA polymerase II. The record is from RefSeq and is a predicted model, not a curated record. The transcript has 8 exons. Lineage: Eukaryota; Metazoa; Porifera; Homoscleromorpha; Homosclerophorida; Plakinidae.